Messenger RNA from Ostrea edulis (European flat oyster), 381 nucleotides. RefSeq lists its product as uncharacterized. The coding region runs from base 1 to 381 and encodes 126 amino acids. The transcript is spliced from 3 exons. The record is from RefSeq and is a predicted model, not a curated record. Lineage: Eukaryota; Metazoa; Mollusca; Bivalvia; Ostreida; Ostreidae.
AUGGAAACAUUUUUCGCCGGUCUGUUGGUUGUCAUUUUUGGCGUGGGAAAUCAUAUUGUGGGCAUCUAUGGUCAAGAUCACGAAAUUGCUACAUCAGUAUGUGUGGGAUUAGCUCCUGAUAAAACUUAUACUGCAGCGAUUCCUCGCAGGUGUUGGAGUGGAGAGUCUUGUAAUGACAUCUGUCGGUCUGUAUCCAACAUGGACGAGGUUUCGGACGCCUUUACUCCUCAACCGCGAUGUAUUAACGCAUUGCAUAUAUACCCCAAUAAUCGAGGUCCUAAGCACACACCAAACACCAAAUGGAUAAACACCUGGAGAUACGGAUCUCGCGGCUGUGAAGCAACUCACUGUGGGCCAAACUUUUGCUGUUGUUCCCAAUAA